AUGAUUGAAGACGAUGGAAUGUUGCUGAACUUCAGUACUGACACUACUGAAGAUAAUAAUGAUUCGAAGUUUAAUUCUGGUAAGGUUACUGGUGGUCGUUGGAAAGAGAGGAGGAAGUUAAAGAUGAUGAUGGAAGGUAGGGAACCUGUUAAGAGAAAGACGUUUGAAGAAUUGGAAAAUUCUGAUAUGGAUACUAAUAAGAAGCCUAAAUCCGAUAGUAGUGGCAGGAAGAGUUAUAAUCAGCAAAGUAAUAACGAAAGCGUUAAAGAUGUUGUAAGACCAGUUGUUAGUAAAGUCAACCCCUCUCAAGUAAAUACUCAAAUUGUUUCUUCUCUUUUUACUGCUGCAAGACAAGUUGAAACUUCUGUUAAUAUUAAUGAGCACGAUGACAAAGAAGAAAUUAACCCUUCCAAUGCUCCAUUAGCUGCUGAUAAUUUCGAUUCUUUGAAAAUUGAACAGCAAUUAGUUAAUCAUUUGAAUGAAAAAAUGAGAAUUCAAAAACCUACCAGUAUUCAAAAAUUAGUUCUACCACAGUUAUUAUCCUCUAAAAAUAAUGAUUUAUUUAUUCAUGCACAAACUGGUUCUGGUAAGACAUUGGCCUUCGCUUUACCAAUACUGUCAAAAAUCUUGAGCAUGAAGACAAGAGUGGAUCGUAAAUCUGGGUGCUUUGCUAUAUUUAUUACUCCUACAAGAGAAUUAGCUACGCAGAUUUAUCAUGUCUUGUCUGAAUUAACUAAUUGUUGUCACUAUUUAGUUCCAUGUUUAUUAAUUGGUGGUGAAAGUAAAAAGUCAGAAAAGGCAAGAUUGCGUAAAGGUUGCAAUUUUAUUAUUGGUACCCCAGGUAGAAUAUUAGAUCAUUUCCAGAAUACUCAGUCAGUGAAAGAACAAUUAGCUGUUUCGUUAAGAUAUGUCGUAUUGGAUGAAGCUGAUAAAUUGAUGGAAUUAGGGUUUGAAGAAACAUUGACCGAUAUUCUUAAAUUAAUUCAUGAUAUCUCCUUAAACACCUCAGUCUAUCCACAACUACCUUCUCGUAUUAUGCAUAUUUUAUGUAGUGCCACUUCAAAAGGUAGUGUUACGAAGCUUGGUAAUGUCGCCUUACAGAACUAUAAGAUGAUUAGUAACUCUCAUGUCACUAAUGAAUUAGAAAAUGCCACUGUUCCUGAUCAACUAUUGCAAAAAAUAGCCAUUGUUCCUCCAAAAUUAAGGCUUGUUACACUAGCUGCCACUUUAGAUUCAAUCCAUAGAAAGCAUAUUGAACAAAAGAAGAAAAAAUUGGAUUAUGUAUCCCGUACAGUAGUCUUUUUAUCAUGUUCUGACAGUGUUAAUUUUCACUUUGAGGCAUUCUCAUCUAGUGAUGCAAACCAUAGAAACUUGGUCGGUGAGUCAGCAAGGUUAUUAACAAAGGGUAAUGACAUUUUACCUUCGUUUGAUCCAGAAAAUGAUCCAGAUUUCAUUUGUUACAAAUUACAUGGUUCCUUAUCUCAACAGAUUAGAAGUUCGACUCUGCAACACUUUUCUAAGACAAAUGAAAACGUUAAAGGGAAGCAUUUGGUUUUGUUUUGUACAGAUGUGGCAAGUAGAGGUUUAGAUUUACCAGAAAUUGGUACAGUUAUUGAAUUGGAUCCACCAUUUGCUGUAGAAGAUCAUCUACAUAGAAUUGGUCGUACUGCUCGUGCCGGUAAGCAUGGUGAAUCCUUACUGUUCUUACUACCAGGUGAAGAAGAAGGUUAUAUGGAAUAUAUUAAGCCAUACCACACUAAAGGUUGGAAACUAGUCAAUUAUACUAAUGACUUAUUGAAACCAUCAUUCCAAAACGUUAAUGUUAAGAGAAGUGAUAAAGAAACAUCCAAAAACGUCGAAGAAUGGGACACCAAUGCCACAACAUGGCAUUUGAACGUUGAAAGACGUGUCCUAGAGGAUUCAAGUUUCAAAGAUAUUGCAAUGAAAGGUUAUGCGAGUCAUAUCAGGGCAUAUGCCACUCAUAUUUCAAAGGAAAAAAAAUUUUUCAAUGUCAAAUGUCUACAUUUGGGUCACUUAGCCAAAAGUUUUGCAUUAAGAGAAAGACCUAAAACUAUGGGCCUUCAGAAUACUAAGAAUGGAGGUGAAGCUAAGAAAAAUUCAAAGGAGAGUGCCAAGAAUAAAAUGUUCCGUUUGGCACGUAUGGCAGUUAAGCAAUCAUCUGGAGAAUUUAACUAUUAA
Vanderwaltozyma polyspora DSM 70294 is the source of this 2199-nucleotide messenger RNA. It is a transcript of the gene DBP7, whose product is annotated as putative ATP-dependent RNA helicase. Bases 1 to 2199 code for a protein of 732 amino acids. The transcript has a single exon. NCBI's taxonomy places the organism in Eukaryota, Fungi, Ascomycota, Saccharomycetes, Saccharomycetales, Saccharomycetaceae. Gene Ontology annotation, molecular function: ATP binding; nucleic acid binding. The record is from RefSeq and is a predicted model, not a curated record. Gene Ontology annotation, cellular component: nucleus. Gene Ontology annotation, biological process: ribosome biogenesis.